UAUACUUGGAAAGAGGGGUGGCGGUGGACAAGGUAUACUUGGAUAGAGGCGUGGCAGUGGACGUGGUAUACUUGGACAGGGGUGGCUGUGGAUGUGGUAUACUUGGACAGAGGGGGGGGUGGCGGUGGACGUGGUAUACUUGGACAGAGGGGUGGCGGUGGACGUGGUAUACUUGGACAGAGGGGUGGCGGUGGACAUGGUAUACUUGGACAGAGGGGUGGCCGUGGACAUGGUAUACUUGGACAGAGGGGUGGCCGUGGACAUGGUAUACUUGGACAGAAAGGUGGCGGUGGAUGUGGUAUAAUUGGACAGAGGGGUGGCUGUGGACGUGCUAUACUUGGACAGAGGGGUGGCUGUGGACGUGCUAUACUUGGACAGAGGGGUGGCUGUGGACGUGGUAUACUUGGACAGAGGGGGUGGCGGUGGACGUGGUAUACUAGGACAGAGAGGUGGCAGUGGACAUGGUAUACUUGGACAGAGGGGUGGACGUGGUAUACUUGGACAGAGGGGGUGGCGGUGGACAUGGCAUACUUAGACAGAGGGGUGGCUGUGGACGUGCUAUACUUGGACAGAGGGGUGGCUGUGGACGUGGUAUACUUGGACAGAGGGGUGGCGGUGGGACGUGGUAUACUAGGACAGAGAGGUGGCAGUGGACGUGGUAUACUUGGACAGAGGGGUGGCGGUGGACGUGGCAUACUUGGACAGAGGGGUGGACAUGGUAUACUUGGACAGAGGGGUGGCGGUGGAUGUGGUAUACUUGGACAGAGGGGUGGCAGUGGACGUGGUAUACUUGGUCAGAGGGGUGGGGGUGGACGUGGUAUACUUGGACAGAGGGGUGGGGGUGGACGUGGUAUACUUGGACAGAGGGGUGGCGGUGGACGUGGUAUACUUGGACAGAGGGGUGGCGGUGGACGUGGUAUACUUGGACAAAGGGGUAGCAGUGGACGUGGUAUA
Staurois parvus is the source of this 954-nucleotide messenger RNA. NCBI's taxonomy places the organism in Eukaryota, Metazoa, Chordata, Amphibia, Anura, Ranidae. The record is from the annotation of a GenBank genome assembly.